AUUAAUUUUACGGUGGAGGUGGGAGUGGGAGACGCAAUGAUGCUGUCCCCCGUAACGAGCACUGACAGGCUUUAGUCUUGUAGCCACAGCGAAGCUGGGAGCAGUGGGCGGUGAGCAUGGCUAUCAUCACAGAAGAACCCGAACCAGAGCAACCAACACACUCACGCUCACAGAUCUCACCCACCAAACCCAACAACAACCCCUUCUCCUUCUGGUUCUACUUCACCCUCUCCGUCUCCCUCUUCACUCUCUUCUUCGUCUUCACCUCCUCCACCCUCUCCCCCCAAGACUCCAAAACCUGGUUCCUCACCCUUCCCUCCCCCCUCCGCCACCACUACUCCAACGGCCGCACCAUCAAGGUCCAAACACACCCCGACGAAACCCCCCUCCAAGUCUUCACCCUCCAAGAGGGUCCCACAUCGUCCGAAAACAUACUCAUUGUCCACGGCCAAGGUCUCAGCUCUUACUCCUACCGCCACCUCGCCAAAUCCCUCGCCGCCAAUGGCCUCCACGUCACCUCCCUCGACCUCCCCGGACACGGCUUCUCCGACAACUCCGUCGAAGUCUCCGUCGAGGGCGGCGCCAACGGGGUUUUUGGGAGGUUUUGGUACGUCUACAGUGAGAUUCAAGAGAGGGGUCUUUUCUGGGCGUUUGAUCAGAUGGUCGAAACAGGUCAAAUUCCCUACGAGGAAAUUCAAGCUCGCAUGUCGAAGAGGAAAAUAAGAAAGCCUAUUGAUUUGGGUCCGCAAGAGAUGGGGAAAGUGUUGGGUGAAGUUAUUGAUUCCAUGGGGCUUGCACCUGUUCAUUUGAUUCUUCACGAUUCGGCAUUGGGGUUGAGUGCUGAUUUUGUUUCUGAGAGGGCUGAGUUGGUGAGAAGCGUGACGCUUAUCGAUACGGCGUCGUCUACUAAGGGGGCUUUUCCCGUUUGGGCUCUGGAGGUGCCUGUGGUGAGGGAGGUUGUGGUGGGGGUUUCUUUUGUGUUUGCUAAGGUGGUGGGGUUGUGCUGUUCCAAGAGGGUUGGUGUGGCGGAUUCGGAGGGGUCGAGGGCGCUGUUGAAGGGCAGGGAUGGGAGGAGGGCGGUUGUGAAUGUUGGGAAGAGGGUGAAUUCUAGCUUUGACUUGGCAGAGUGGGGUGAGGGGCUGAAAGGUGUGCCAAUGCAGGUGGUGUGGUCUGCUGGGUGGUCCGAAGAAUGGAGCCGGGAGGGUCACCGGGUUGCAAGUGCCCUUCCACAGGCCGGUUUUCUUACGCAUUCUGGAGGCCGGUGGGCUCAGGAGGACGCAGCCGUUGAGAUAGCUGAAAAAAUUUCUCAGUUUGUAUUGUCAUUACCAAAGUCUAUUAGGAAAGUUGAACAGGAGUCCACCCCAGAGCACGUACAGAAGAUGCUUGAUGAAGCAAAAAGCAGUGGUCAUGAUCAUCAUCACCAUCAAAGUCCUGAUCAUGGUCAUGGACAUGAUCACUAUGGUGAUGCUCACAUCCAUGGAGCUAAUUAUAUGGACGCAUAUGGGCUUGGUCAUGGACAUCAUGGUUGGUGAAAGUGAUCAUGGGUUGGUCAUGGAUUUUACUGGCUAACAUUCACGCUUGCAGAUAGUAUCUCUACUUCAUAUUUCUCAUACAUUGUAUUAAUCGGGAAGCUGAAGCUCGUACCAUAUGUAGUUCUUGCAAGCUAAAGCCUACAUGUUGUAUGUUAUUUUUUUUUACUGUUAUACAUUUUCAAAAUUGCCGAAGGGUGUGAGAUCAGAGAUGAUACACUAAGUAACAACUAUGCAUUAGAAGAUACUUGUAAGGAAAAAAAAAAAAAAACUUUACAUUUUUUAGCUGAUUGCUCUCGUGUGCUCUAGUUUGGAGCUACUUUUUGUGUUUGGAUGUUGGAAUUAUUUUUGUAAGGUGUUUGGUGAGAAGAAUUUUUAACCUAUGUACUUGAGAUAUUUUAGUAAUUUAGAUAGAUGAUUGUGCAA
Molecule: messenger RNA, 1955 nt
Organism: Glycine soja
Lineage: Eukaryota; Viridiplantae; Streptophyta; Magnoliopsida; Fabales; Fabaceae
Product: protein AUXIN RESPONSE 4-like
Exons: 2
Coding region: 117-1532 (471 amino acids)
Source: RefSeq, a predicted model, not a curated record